Messenger RNA from Sorex fumeus (smoky shrew), 1069 nucleotides. It is a transcript of the gene ASPHD2, whose product is annotated as aspartate beta-hydroxylase domain containing 2. The record is from RefSeq and is a predicted model, not a curated record. The transcript has 3 exons. Lineage: Eukaryota; Metazoa; Chordata; Mammalia; Eulipotyphla; Soricidae. Bases 13 to 1044 code for a protein of 343 amino acids.
CCCGCCCCCAAGAUGUCCCUGGAGUGGCUGGGGGCCUGGGGCUGGUCCCUGGACAGCCUGCGGGACUGCGUGGCCAGCGGCAUGCAGUCGGUGCGCGACUGCGACGCCAGCGCGGCCGUGACCGUGGGCUGCCUGCUCUUCCUCUUCGUGUGGUACUGCUACCGCGUGGGGCGUGAGCAGCCGCGGCCCUACGCCUCGGUGGGCGCCCUCCUGCAGGGCCCCGAGGCGGGCGCGCUGCAGAACGGCUUCGCCUACUGCCAGUCGCCGGCCUGCGUGCGCUGCAGCCCGGGCGAGGGCCUCAACCAGAAGCUCUACCACAACCUGCAGGAGUACGCCAAGCGCUACUCCUGGUCGGGCAUGGGCCGCAUCCACAAGGGCAUCCGCGAGCAGGGCCGCUACCUCGCCAGCCGGCCGUCCAUCCAGAAGCCCGAGGUCUUCUUCCUGCCCGACCUGCCCACCGCGCCCUACUUCCCCCGCGACGCGCAGAAGCACGACGUGGAGCUGCUGGAGCGCAACUUCCCCACCAUCCUGUGCGAGUUCGAGGCCCUGUACAAGGCCUUCUCCAACUGCAGCCUGCCGCAGGGCUGGAAGGUGAACAGCACCCCCAGCGGGGAGUGGGUCACCUUCUACCUGGUCAACCAGGGCGUGUGCGUGCCCCGGAACUGCAGGAGGUGCCCACGGACGUACCGCUUGCUCGGCAGCCUGCGGACCUGUAUCGGAAACAACGUGUUCGGGAACGCGUGCAUCUCCGUGCUCAGCCCCGGGACGGUCAUCACGGAGCACUACGGCCCCACCAACAUCCGCAUCCGCUGCCACCUAGGCCUGAAGACGCCGAGCGGCUGCGAGCUGGUGGUGGGGGGUGAGCCACAGUGCUGGGCCGAGGGCCGCUGCCUGCUCUUCGACGACUCCUUCCUGCACACGGCGCUGCACGGAGGUUCCGCGGACGAGGGCCCACGGGUGGUCUUCAUGGUGGACCUGUGGCACCCCAACGUGGCCGCCGCCGAGCGGCAGGCGCUGGACUUCAUCUUUGCCCCGGGACGAUGAGCUGGCGGCCCGCGCUGGAGUCGGG